Molecule: messenger RNA, 804 nt
Organism: Vicia faba (fava bean)
Lineage: Eukaryota; Viridiplantae; Streptophyta; Magnoliopsida; Fabales; Fabaceae
Source: the annotation of a GenBank genome assembly
AUGUCAGGACGCAACCACCACCACCAUCUCCACUCAUCUCUCCCUCGCCGCGACGAGCCUCGCCUCUCACAUUCCUCCACCGCCUCCGCUCGCUCCCUCCCGGUCACCGCCCUCGAAGACCGCAUCAACGCCCGCCACCGUGAACUCCACUCCCUCCUCCUCGAAAACCAGCGUCUCUCCGCCACUCACCUCGCCCUAAAACAAGACCUAUCCGCCACUCAACUAGAACUCCGUCAGCUCUCCGUUUCCGCCGCCGAUGUUAAAGCCGAACGAGACGCGGAGGUGCGCCGGAUCUAUGAGAAGUCGUUGAAAAUGGACGCCGAGGUACGCGCUGUCGCUGCCAUGAAAUCUGACCUUGAUCAAGUGAGGGAUAGUGUGCGGGAGCUUGCGGCAGAGAGGAAGGAGCUCACGACGCAAUUGCAGGCCAUUCAGAGUGAACUCGAUUUGGCUCGUAAGGAUUCGAAGUCUUUGCCGGCUAUUAAAGGUGAUAUUGAAGCGUUGCGCCACGAGAUUCAACGGGGAAGGAAUGCCAUUGAGUUUGAGAAGAAAACACAUGCUAAUAACCUAGAGCAAAAACGUGUAAUGGAUAACAAUAUGAUAAUUAUGACCCGUGAGGUUGAAAAAUUACGUGCCGAGCUUGCUAAUGCUGAGAAGAGAGCAAGGGCUGCCAUUGUUGCUGCUGCAAACCCAAGUCCGGGAUAUCAUGCAAACAAUCCUGAUAUGGGGUUUGUUGGAAUCGCAUACCCUCCAGAUACUUAUGGCAUGCAUCAGAUCCAUGCUGGGAUUGAAGCUCGGCCAAGAUAG